Molecule: messenger RNA, 306 nt
Organism: Blastocystis hominis
Lineage: Eukaryota; Bigyra; Opalinata; Blastocystidae
Exons: 3
Coding region: 1-258 (85 amino acids)
Source: RefSeq, a predicted model, not a curated record
AUGAAUUGUAACCUAACAGAAAAACAAAAAUACAUGAUGCUCUAUUCAGGUAUUCGUGAGUACUAUUCUCCGGAAAACCAUUUUGACUCGACCAUGAUGGAAUCAUUUUUUGAAAUGAGAUUUAGAAAAACCAUCGAAUUGAGUCCCUAUACAAAUACUUGCUAUUGUAAAACCCACGGCUGUAUUUUCAUUCCAAAGAGCAAUGAAUCAUUCUUUGAAUUGCUCGAAGAGGCGAAUAAAUGCUUUGAAAAAAGUUAGAACAGAAGCGCCUCAAUUUUUCUUAACUACAGCAUUUUUAUCGCAAUC